Messenger RNA from Bursaphelenchus okinawaensis, 1362 nucleotides. The record is from the annotation of a GenBank genome assembly. NCBI's taxonomy places the organism in Eukaryota, Metazoa, Nematoda, Chromadorea, Rhabditida, Aphelenchoididae.
AUGGUCAGCGGAAGGAAGUGUACUUUGGAUGACAUGAGGAUACACAAGAUGCAGGAGCUGAGACAAGAAGAACUGCCAGGUCCGACUGUGAAAGGUACGGUUAAUUAAUUGACAAUUGAACGUGCUCGUUUUUCCUAGGGGACUUUUGAUUUUUACUUAAUUUUUGAGAGGAUGAUUACCUUGAUUUUAAACUUUAUGUUAUUACUAAUUUUUUGUGAAAAUGUAAGGUUUUACUGGGCUGUAAAAGUAUCCUGGAAACUUGUGAACUUACGCUGUAAAUUAAUCGUAUUUUAGAAAGGCCGAGAGUGAUUGAGCCAUGCGAUUUUAUGUUCAGAUAUGUCUUCGGAGAGUUUUGUGGCACUCUGAUAUUGACAUUUUUUGGUAAGUUGAGUAUUCAUUAUUAUUAGUAUCUUUAAUUUAAAUUGUUUACUCUGCAAAGCAAUUUAAAUUACUAUUACAGGUGGUUACUUUCUACAGUUUUACACUCAUAACUCUACCGUGGCAGUUAUCUCCAUGGGAUGUGUAAGAUACGUUUUAAUGAAUUUGUUUGGCCAGAUCUGUGACGCUGAAUUCAAUCCAGGUGAGAAUAUAUAAGAUUGUAAACCCCAACUAAAAAAUAUUUUAAAAUGACGUUUUAUGCUGUGACAGUUCCUUUGAUUUCGUAAAUUUCAGCGAUUUCACUUGGCAAAUUGUUUUGCCUGAAGCGACCGGUCUUUGUGGGACUUUCGAUAAUUGGGUCUCAGAUGUUUGGAGCUUUUAUAGGUCAAGUACUUCACUCUGUUAUUCAAAUCAUACCCUCAAGUAACACUACUAUUAACGAGACAGUAAUGUCAUUCGAGUUAACUUUGUCUCUCGAGGUAGUUACUACCUUGCUAUUUGUUAUUGUAUUUAUAACAACUAGGAGUGCUUAUUGUAUGGGUGCUAUUACUGUAAGUUAUAACUACUUUGUUGUGUAGUUUUGUGUCAUCAUAAUUGUUGAUAUUUUGAAGCCAGUUUGAAGUUUUUUCCUAUAUUACGAAGACUUAUCAUUUGAUUAGGUAGUGAACAUGGCUUUGAGCUGUGAAGGUGGAAAUACGACAAGAACGAACGGUAAUAUGGCCAGAACUCUGUCCCAAAGUCUUGUUGCUGCGAUUUGGAAACAAGAACAUGCCUUCAGGCAUCUGGACGCUGUAGGCGCUGCUACAGUAAUGACCCCGUUGCUUGGAGCUGCUAUCUUUUGGUGGGUUUUCAUACUGUAGUUUUUUAACUCAAAUAUAUUUGAUACCAAAUAAAAAUUUAAAUUAUGAAAUGUAAAAUACGGGUUUCAGGAUAAUGAAUUCGGUGAAAGAAAUGGCAGACGCUGACAGAGACUCUGUGGCAUAG